AUGGCACUGGUAGCAAUACUCGCACAGAUUGGGAGCUAUGUACCUUGCCGUAGCGCAAAAAUUGGGAUGCUUGAUGGCAUAGCUACUCGUAUGGGAGCGUCUGAUGAAAUCACUCGUGGACGGUCCACUUUUAUGGUUGAAGUUAGCGAAACGGCUGAAAUUAUCAAGACUGUGACCCCUAGAACGCUGGUGAUCCUCGAUGAGCUUGGCAGAGGGACCUCGACCUUCGACGGGAUGGCAAUUGCCCAUGCUACCUUGAACAACGAUAUGAGAUGUAUCCUGUCACAUAUGGGCUACGUCGAACAACAGCUGCCCUCUGGAGAAUCUACUAUCAGUUUCACUUACAAGCUCAGCCCCGGUAUGGCACGAAGCUCGUUUGGAAUUGAGUGCGGUCGAUUAGCGCACAUGCCUGAAGAGGUACUGCAAGCUGCGAAGCGACAUGCGACCCGGAUGCAGGAGAUUAUGGAGGCUAGGAGGGUAGCAAACAGGCCUCGCAAGAUAGCUGGAUUGAUUAAGAACUGUUUGACGAUUGACGGAAGAGAUGCAGAUUCACUUGCCAGGGCCCUCAAGGAUUUGACCGUGUUCCACAAGUUAUCCGGAAGCACAGGGAUCUGA
Messenger RNA from Rhizoctonia solani, 615 nucleotides. RefSeq names its product DNA mismatch repair protein MutS. Gene Ontology annotation, cellular component: nucleus. Bases 1 to 615 code for a protein of 204 amino acids. Gene Ontology annotation, molecular function: ATP binding; mismatched DNA binding; ATP-dependent DNA damage sensor activity. The transcript is spliced from 8 exons. Gene Ontology annotation, biological process: mitotic recombination; mismatch repair. Lineage: Eukaryota; Fungi; Basidiomycota; Agaricomycetes; Cantharellales; Ceratobasidiaceae. The record is from RefSeq and is a predicted model, not a curated record.